AUGGCAGAGCCUGUUGAUGCUGAACGCGCGCGACAGCUGUCGCUUUUCCGUCCCCUAGGCGCCUCAUACUACACUAGCUCAGUGGCUGUGAAGCCUGAGCACUAUGGGGAACUCAUCGAUCGUGGAUGGAGACGAUCGGGAACGCUUUACUACAAACAGAAUCUGCAACGAUCUUGCUGUCCUCACUACACACUAAGACUUGAGGCGUCCGAUUUUCGCCCCCGUCGCGACCAGAGAAAAGCCAUCAAUCGCUGGAACAAAUUCGUUCUCGGCCCUGAGUACAUGCGCAAAGUAGCUCGUUUGAGUCCUCGUUCCCGAGCAGAGAAGAAAUAUCGCAAGUGUAAUUUUGAUCUCCUGGCCGCGGUCCAUGAGAUCGAAUAUGAAAACCUGAAGCGGCCAAUUGACCCGGGCACAAAGCGAGCAUUAGAGCCCGCACAUCGCUUUGAAGUCAACAUUGAAGGCGAUUCGGUCUCGCAAGCGAAGUUUGAUUUGUUUCUGAGGUACCAGAUGAAAGUUCAUCAGGAAGACGUUUCUCGUUGGAAAAUAAAAGACUUCCAAAACUUUCUCUGUUCAGGCAUCAAGCGGUCCCCCGCUUCAUCCACGAAAAAAGAUGGCUCAGAGAAGAAACUUGGCUCGUGGCAUCAAUGCUAUCGCUUAGAUGGGAAACUUAUUGCUGUUGCGGUGCUGGACUUGGUGCCUAGCGGCGUGAGCUCAGUCUAUGUCUUCUACGAUCCUGAAUACGAACAGUGGGAAUUUGGAAAACUGACUGCAUUGCGUGAAAUCGCAUUCGCGAUCGAGAAUCAAUAUUCCUCCUACUAUAUGGGUUAUUACAUUCAUAGCUGCCAAAAGAUGCGUUACAAGGGAAACUAUCGCCCACAGUACAUCCUUGAUCCGGAAUCAUACGCAUGGGAUCCAUUAGAUGGCGAACUGUCCGAGAAACUAGACCAGAAAUCCUAUGUUUCUCUAUCACAAGAUCGUGCCUCUCGUGAAGGGGAAGAUUCAAAGCCAACCUCCGCGCUCGACCCUGACGUCAAUGAAGAGGAACUUUCCCUUUUUGAUAUCAACAUGCCCGGUGUUCUCACUCGAGACGAAGUAAAAGACUUGAGAUUGAGCCAAUGGUAUUUGCUGUAUCAUGGAACAUUCGUCCAAAUGAAUGACCUUGUUGGCUGGGAGGAUAUGCCGAUUGACAAUCCUCAAUCAUUAAGAGGUAUUAUAUCUGAAUUGGCGGCGGCUUUGGGCCCGUCAGUCGUGCGGAACAGUGCAGUGGUGCUUUUUGAUUGA
Molecule: messenger RNA, 1281 nt
Organism: Penicillium angulare
Lineage: Eukaryota; Fungi; Ascomycota; Eurotiomycetes; Eurotiales; Aspergillaceae
Product: arginyltransferase
Exons: 8
Coding region: 1-1281 (426 amino acids)
Biological process (GO): protein arginylation
Cellular component (GO): cytoplasm
Molecular function (GO): arginyl-tRNA--protein transferase activity
Source: RefSeq, a predicted model, not a curated record